CGGCAACCUGCUUUUAUAAAUUUGAGGCUCCUUUCUGUUUUUCUCGCAGUUCAAGCUUGGAACCCUUCUCCUCCUCCAUUCUUCUCCUCUCCAAUGGCCAAGUUGCUUCCACUGUUCCUCCUUUUACUCAUCACAUUCUCCAUGGUCUCAUGUGGGAUCGUGCAUGAGGUGGAGGUGGAGCUAGCUAAGAAGAGCCAAAGGGGGAGGUAUGGCCCGGGAAGCCUAAAAAACUAUCAGUGUCCGGGCGAGUGCAGCAGGAGGUGCUCUCGGACGCAGUAUCACAAGCCAUGCAUGUUCUUCUGCCAGAAAUGCUGCAGGAAAUGUCUGUGUGUGCCUCCGGGGUUCUAUGGAAACAAGCAGGUCUGCUCCUGCUACAACAACUGGAAGACUAAGCGCGGCGGCCCCAAAUGCCCUUGAGAUCCAUAUGGAUCCAUUAAUCCUUUAGCUAGUUAUAUGGUUACAGGUCUAUGUAUGGAUGGGUUCACUCCAUGGAUGGUGAUUGCUCUGUUAUCACCAUGUGUUCCAUCAUCAUCAUCUGCUUGUCUUUAAUGGGCUUGUCAUGCUCUGUUUUUGGAAUGGGUUGGGCUGGGCUGUCCCGGGUAUCCUUGCUGCUAAAGUACUAGCCUUGGUUAUAGGAGUUGCCUGCUAUCUUCUGGCCAAUAGAUAUGUGCUUUUUUUUUUUAUGGUAUCACUGAGUGUUGUUCCAUCUAUUUGAUGUAUUGAUGUUGAACUCUCCUUUUUUGGUCUCAUCCCAU
Messenger RNA from Phoenix dactylifera (date palm), 755 nucleotides. RefSeq names its product gibberellin-regulated protein 6-like. The record is from RefSeq and is a predicted model, not a curated record. NCBI's taxonomy places the organism in Eukaryota, Viridiplantae, Streptophyta, Magnoliopsida, Arecales, Arecaceae.